CCUCCCUGAGCGCGCCCCUCCCCCUCCGGGUCUUUGCUCUCCGUCUCCCGGGUCCGAAGGCGCCCAUGCUGUUUCGUUUCGGGGUGAUUCUGCCCGCCCGGCUGGCUGAAGGCGGGACGGUACUUUGCGUGUCGGGGUCUCGGCCGGAGCUGGGUCAAUGGGACCCCAAGCGUGCGCUGGCCAUGAAGCCUGGCCGGCCGCUGGCUCCCUUACCUGCUCAAGAACCAGUCUUGUGGCUCGCCGAGGUGGCGGUGCCCGAGGAAGAGGCCGCGAGCACAUUUUGGUACAAAUUCCUCAGGCGGCUCGAGACAGGAGACGCCGUCUGGGAAGGUAAUGGACCCCACCAUGAUCGAUGCAGCAUUUAUAACCCAUGCAAUUUAGUUGAUGGAGUUUACUGCCUCCCAAUAGGGCACUGGAUUGAAGUUUCUGGGCAUACGGAUGAAAUGAAACAUACUACUGAUUUCUAUUUUAAUAUUGCUGGACAUCAAGCUAUUCACUGCUCCAGGAUUUUGCCAAAUCUGUGGUUAGGAAGUUGUCCUCGUCAAGUGGAGCAUGUCACUGUCAAGCUAAAACAUGAGUUGGGUAUUACAGCUAUAAUGAACUUCCAGACCGAAUGGGAUGUGGUUCAGAAUUCCUGGGGAUGCAAUCGCUAUCCAGAACCAAUGAGUCCAGAGAUUCUCAUGAAGCUGUACAGAGAUGAAGGCCUUGCUUAUGUCUGGAUGCCAACACCAGACAUGAGUACUGAAGGAAGAGUACAGAUGCUGCCUCAGGCUGUCUACCUCCUGCAUGGGCUGCUGGAGAAUGGGCACACUGUCUACGUUCACUGCAAUGCAGGUGUUGGUAGGUCCACAGCUGCAAUUUGUGGCUGGUUAAAAUAUGUGCUGGGAUGGAACUUGAGGAAAGUGCAGUAUUUCGUAGCCUCCAGAAGAGCAGCCAUCUACAUUGAUGAAGAAGCUCUGGUCCGUGCCGAGGAGGAUUUCUUCCAGAAAUUUGGGCCGCUCCGUUCCUCGUUCAAGCCUUAGCAGCAGCAGCAAAAAUUGCUAGCAGCAUCGCCAGGCUCAUACUUCUGAGAAAUCAUGGCCUUAGCUCCAAAAGGCUACCACUGCCUGAGGAAGUAGCGGGAUGAAAAUUUGAGUGAAUGCGUGUGCAGCAGUCAGGACACAUUAUGAUUAUGUAGCCAUUUUAGAGAAGGAGAAUUCACAUUGAUUGGUACAUUGAUUACUGUUUGGGAGGCAGACUAAUUCUAGUUUGCCCGCUCCUUCAUGUCUCAGCCCUUUGCAGGACCUGGGCUGGGAAGCUAAGCAGGGUCAGGCCUGCUUAGUACUUUGAUGAAAGACCUCUGGGGAAUGCCAGGGCUGUAUCUACAAGAAGGUAGUGGCAAACCAUUUCCAUACUGCUGCCAAGAAAACGACAUGGACAUGUAACUGCCUGAAGCCGAGUUCAGCUUCCUAUCAUUCACAAGCAAUUAUUUAGCAUUAUUGUCGAUUUUCUAACAGAACUCCACAUAUGCCUAUACAAAUACACAUAGCCUGGCAGCUACCCUAGGAAAGAAACUGCAGAUUUAGCCCAUUUGUGCACUCCGUUCAUUAUCUGGUUAUGGCUAAGCAUAUGAAACUUCAUAAACAUUCUGACCCACACAGCAUAUUUGAUAGAGAUGAGCAAUGUGAAGUGUAGCAAGCAGCACCUCCAAUGUCAAAUCCUCCAGAUUUGUUAUAAGCCCCAUCUUGGCUAACCUUGGAAGCUGAGGUGAUGGGAGCUGUAAUAUAACAGUUGUGUAAAGGAAAAGAAACAAUUCUGUUGUGCUCCGCAGUGUGGGAGGAGAGUUGUGUUAGUCUAUGAUGGCCAAAAAAUCAGAGGGACUUUGGUACUAUCUCUUCCAUUUAACAAAUUUUAUUAAAAGGUACAGGCUUUUGUGAGCUGAAUUAUGCAUUACAGUUGUUAAUUGAUAAGGAACUUGUACUCUGUCUCACGUGUAUCCUGUAUCUGCAUGGCUCACCUGUCUUCCCCUCCCUUCCCCGCUCUUGCCUCACCCCAGUUUAACUCCUUCAUCAGUCUAGCCACUCUGUGCAUUGGAUGAAGUGAGCUGCAGCUCAUGAGAGCCUGUGUGCCUUUUACUAAAAUUUGUUAGUCAGAAAAAGUGCUACCAAACUCCUGGUUUUAUGCUUCACAGUGGAAACUGUUACAAAAUAAUAAAUCAUAGCCAUUUCUUCUCACAUA
This is a messenger RNA of Candoia aspera, 2217 nucleotides long. RefSeq names its product EPM2A glucan phosphatase, laforin (gene EPM2A). The record is from RefSeq and is a predicted model, not a curated record. Gene Ontology annotation, biological process: protein dephosphorylation. The coding region runs from base 66 to 1022 and encodes 318 amino acids. Lineage: Eukaryota; Metazoa; Chordata; Lepidosauria; Squamata; Candoiidae. Gene Ontology annotation, molecular function: protein tyrosine/serine/threonine phosphatase activity; starch binding; protein tyrosine phosphatase activity. The transcript is spliced from 4 exons. Gene Ontology annotation, cellular component: cytoplasm; nucleus.